Messenger RNA from Cavenderia fasciculata, 591 nucleotides. It is a transcript of the gene mrpl17, whose product is annotated as ribosomal protein L17. NCBI's taxonomy places the organism in Eukaryota, Evosea, Eumycetozoa, Acytosteliales, Cavenderiaceae. Gene Ontology annotation, molecular function: structural constituent of ribosome. Gene Ontology annotation, biological process: translation. The transcript has a single exon. The record is from RefSeq and is a predicted model, not a curated record. The coding region runs from base 1 to 591 and encodes 196 amino acids. Gene Ontology annotation, cellular component: ribosome; mitochondrial large ribosomal subunit.
AUGUAUCAUCAAAUGGGAUAUGCUAAAUUGAGCAAACCAUCGACACAUCGUAUGUUGAUGUUGCGAACCAUGGUGACACAGUUGAUUCAACACGAACGUCUCAAGACCACCUUACCAAAGGCUAGAGCAUUGUCACGAUUUGCAGACAAGAUCAUAACACUGUCGAAGCGCAAUACCACCAUGUCACAUAAAUUGGCCUACUCGAUCGUCACUGACCGUAGAGUGUUGCCAAAGCUUUUCAAACAACUCCGUCUACGUUUUGGUGAACGUGAUGGUGGAUAUACACGUGUCCUCAAGUGCGGUGUCCGCGAAUCGGACAAGGCACCCAUGGCAUACAUUGAAUACGUCGAAAACGACUUGACCCCUCUUCGCGACAACAAGGCCAACAACGCACGUUACCAUGUCGUCCGUCAACCAGUCGAACAAGGUAUCCAAUUCUCCUACGUACACAAAGAGACUGGUGCCGUCCUCUCCUCUGCCCUCUCUCUCACCAACCGUCUCAAAAAAUUAGAACUAAACAAAAAGGAACAAGAAAUGGAAGAACAAAGAAAAAUCGUCUCUGAUAUCAAAAAGAGUUUCAACAAACAAUAA